CAUGCGUAGUUUUUUUCCUUCUGAAACAGAAAAGAGUUCACAUUUCACUGUUUGUGAACAGUGUUUGUUAUGACAUAGAAAUAAAUCAGUUGAAUUACCCAUCAAGUCAUGGGUGGAAGCAAGAGAGAUCGUAGAGAAAAAGAAGAAAGAUCAUCUAAGAAGAGUAAGGUGGAAGAAAUAAAGGUGGAUGAUUUCGAAGAUGAUGAUUCACAGGAAGCUGAAGUUGCCAAGGAAGCACCUUCAAUAGCUGGAAAACAAGUUAGCGAGAAGUCGCAGGAGGAUGAGUUUGGAGCCAAGGAUUACCGCACAGUUCUGAAGUUGAAGGACGAUCACAACAGUCGACCACUGUGGGUUGCUCCAAAUGGUCAUAUAUUUUUGGAAUCAUUUUCUCCUGUGUACAAGCAUGCACAUGAUUUUCUGAUCGCUAUUUCUGAGCCAGUGUGUCGACCGCAGCACAUCCAUGAGUACAAGCUGACAGCGUAUUCCCUGUACGCAGCUGUAUCGGUCGGCCUCCAGACUAAUGACAUCAUCGAAUAUCUGCAGAGACUGAGCAAGACGUCACUUCCUGAUGGAGUGAUUGAAUUCAUCAAGCUCUGCACCCUGAGUUACGGGAAGGUGAAGCUGGUUCUCAAGAAAAACAUGUACUACGUGGAGAGUGCUCACCCAGUAUGUUGUACAAAAGCAUAUCAGCAAUUUGCAUUAGAGAAUUCUUUACAGCUUAGCAAGCCAGCUGUCAGUUCAACAGAUGAUGCCCAAGCAGGCCCCUCGGGUAACGGAAAGACCGACGAAAACCAGGCUUCUGUUCCUGAUGACAUCUUUGACUUUUACGACAAGAUUGACAAGGACGAAGACGAUGAAGAUGAUGUCCAGUUGAAGACUGUGUCAUUUGAAGUAGUGCAGGACAAAAUAGAAGUUCUGCAGAAAAGGUGUAUUGAACUUGACUACCCACUUCUGGCCGAGUACGACUUCAGAAACGACACCAUCAACAAAGAUGUCAACAUUGAUCUGAAACCGUCGACAGUUCUGCGUCCAUACCAAGAGAAAAGUCUUCGUAAGAUGUUUGGAAAUGGGAGGGCGCGGUCCGGCGUCAUUGUCCUGCCAUGUGGAGCUGGUAAAACACUGGUAGGUGUGACUGCAGCCUGCACCGUGCGGAAACGAUGUCUGUGUCUGUGUACCUCAGGGGUAGCCGUGGAGCAGUGGCGAUCACAGUUCAAGAUGUGGUCAACAGUGGAUGAUAGUCUCAUCUGCCGGUUCACCUCCAGUGCUAAAGACAAACCCAUGGGCUGUGCUAUCUGUAUCAGCACAUACUCGAUGUUGGCGCACUCCAUGAAGCGGUCGUGGGAGGCGGAGAAGAUGAUGGAAUGGAUGCAGAGUCAGGAGUGGGGACUCAUGGUGCUUGAUGAGGUACAGACCAUACCAGCCAAGAUGUUUCGUAGAGUGUUGACAAUUGUUAAUGCUCACUGCAAGCUUGGUCUGACAGCCACUCUAGUCCGAGAAGACGAUAAGAUCGCUGAUCUCAAUUUUCUGAUUGGCCCCAAGCUGUACGAAGCCAACUGGAUGGAACUACAGAACAAUGGAUACAUUGCUCGGGUUCAGUGUGCCGAGGUUUGGUGUCCGAUGACUCCAGAGUUCUACAGAGAGUACCUGCAGAUGAGAUCGAUGAAGAAACUGCUGCUGUAUGGAAUGAAUCCUAACAAGUUCCACGCCUGUCAGUUCCUCAUUCGCUACCAUGAACGGCGAAACGACAAAAUUAUCGUGUUUGCCGACAACGUGUUUGCGUUAAAACAUUAUGCAAUCGCCUUGGGCAAACCAUACCUGUAUGGUCCCACGAGUCAAGACGAACGACUGCAAAUUCUACAGAACUUCGUCCAUAAUCCCAAAGUGAACACGAUCUUUGUGUCGAAGGUUGCCGAUACAUCGUUUGAUCUUCCGGAAGCCAAUGUUCUGAUUCAGAUCUCAGCUCAUGGUGGAUCUCGCAGACAGGAGGCUCAGCGUCUGGGUCGGAUUCUCCGUGCAAAGAAAGGUUCGAUAGCAGAAGAAUACAAUGCCUAUUUCUACUCGCUCGUCUCCCAGGAUACCAUCGAGAUGCAGUACUCAUUGAAGCGGCAGCGUUUCCUUGUUAACCAGGGAUACAGCUACAAGGUCAUCACAAAACUGGCGGGAAUGGAGCAGGAGAAACUGCUGUACAGUACUAAAGAAGAACAACUCAUGUUACUACAGAAGGUGCUCGCGGCCACGGAAAAAGAUGCCGAAGAAGAAGGAAAUCCUGGCGACCCAGACCGCCCUCUGUUUAUUCGGAAGCACGGCUCAAUGAGUUCGAUAUCUGGGUCAGAUGACACCGUCUACAUGGAGUACCAGAGAAAGAGACCCAAGUCAGACGCACUUCAUCCUCUCUUCAAGAGAUUCCGCAGAUAAUACAAGCCAUGUCGAUCUCUGUGAUGAUGAUAAUUGUUUUGUGAUGGUAUUGCUCGACACCCUCUCUUCAAGAGAUUCCGCAGAUGAUACAAGCCAUGUCGAUCUCUGUGAUGAUGAUAAUUGUUUUGUGAUGGUCUUGCUCAACACUCUCUUCAAGAGAUUCCGCAGAUGAUACAAGCAAUGUGGAUAUCUGUGAUGACGAUAAUUGUUUUGUGAUGGCAUUGCCAUCCUGUACACUGCCGAGCUAUCUGAUUUCAGACAGAAACUAGUCACAUUAAUCCUGUGUUUUUGAUAACAACAGUGGAGUAGUGACUAGGGACAUGUUCCCCUAGUGACAGGUUCAUGGAUGACGAAUUAACUGACCAGUUUAUUUAUUUGACCAGCAGUUGUCAUUCAGAAACCAGAUGGUCAUGAGAAUAUGGGACAGUACAGUACCAUGGUAGUGAGGUUGCCAUGGAAUCGAGGAAUAUGACUUUUUUUUUCAGAGGGAAAGGGAUAUUGCUUGUUUUCCACAGUGACAAAAUAUCAGCACUAUGUCAGUUCUUAGAUGAGAAACCAGUCCGAUUUGGUUAAAAGCAAAUAUUUAAAUUUUUAAAAUGACAGAAAACAAGUAAAUUAGUGUCAUUACUGGCAUGUGGGUUUUGAUGGAUUGUUUUUCUUCUUCUUUUGCAUUGGCCUGACUGGCUUAUGGAUUAACAAAUAAAAAUUGUAUUAAAUUACAAAAAUAAGAGGAAAAGAAUGAACAGUAGACAAUUACACUGUAACUUAUUAUUGGAGGGUGUUGGGCAUUUUCUAUUUAUUUAUUUUUUUACUUGUUUUAUUUGACUGGCUUUUCAAGUGGAUUAAAAAUAAUAAAACUGACGAAUAGAGUGACUGGAGAAAAAAGAAAGGUGAAGGAGGGAUGUCUGAUCAAGUCUUGUUUUUUUACUUUCUUCUAGCUUGCUAUUUCUUAGUACAAAGUGUGUCAAUAUACAGAUCUUGACAUAUAGAAAUAACCAGCAAUUGUUUAAUGUUUGUUGAGGAAAAUAAAGUGCAAAUAUUA
This is a messenger RNA of Gigantopelta aegis, 3457 nucleotides long. Its product is annotated as general transcription and DNA repair factor IIH helicase subunit XPB-like. Gene Ontology annotation, cellular component: transcription factor TFIIH holo complex; transcription preinitiation complex; nucleotide-excision repair factor 3 complex. Gene Ontology annotation, molecular function: 3'-5' DNA helicase activity; hydrolase activity; DNA binding. NCBI's taxonomy places the organism in Eukaryota, Metazoa, Mollusca, Gastropoda, Neomphalida, Peltospiridae. The transcript has 22 exons. Gene Ontology annotation, biological process: nucleotide-excision repair; transcription initiation at RNA polymerase II promoter. Bases 109 to 2415 code for a protein of 768 amino acids. The record is from RefSeq and is a predicted model, not a curated record.